Molecule: messenger RNA, 992 nt
Organism: Sarcophilus harrisii (Tasmanian devil)
Lineage: Eukaryota; Metazoa; Chordata; Mammalia; Dasyuromorphia; Dasyuridae
Gene: TAC3
Product: tachykinin precursor 3
Exons: 7
Coding region: 251-631 (126 amino acids)
Biological process (GO): positive regulation of blood pressure; tachykinin receptor signaling pathway
Source: RefSeq, a predicted model, not a curated record
CCCAAUCUCCCUCUUCUUCUAUCUACCCCAGGAUUGGUGGCUCUCAGCCCCUCCUCUCAGCCCUCCCCCCCCCCCCAGACCCUCCCAAAGCCCUUAUCAGGGAGCAGGGAUUGUGUCUCUGCCAGAUCCAAGAUCCCCUCUCCCUUUAGCAGCAGCCACUGAAGCAUCCUUGUGGAAACUGGGAAGCAGGACCUCAAGACCCACAGAUCCUAAAUCUCCAUAUCUUAACCAGGAGUCAACUCCAGGCACCAUGAGAAGUGCACUGCUGCUCGUGGCUAUUCUGGUCCUCAGUGUUGGAAGCAGCUGCCAAGCUGUCUGUGAGGAAUCCCAGGAAGAAGGGGCAUUUGGUGGGAGCCCCAGCAAGAAGGUCUUAGAUCUCUACCAGCUUCCUCCAUCCCUGCUCCGGAGGUUGUACAACAGCCGGUCUCUCUCUCUGGAUGGGUUGCUGAAGCUGCUGAGCAAGACUAGCGUGGAUUCUAAGGAGUCGAUGGAUUUCCAGAAACGUGACAUGCAUGAUUUCUUUGUGGGGCUUAUGGGGAAAAGGAAUAUACAGUCAGAACCAUCUAUGGAGAUGAAGCAAGAAAACUUCCCUGGUUUUGGCUACCCCAAGUAUUCCACCAAUUCAGAAUGAGCAGAUUUCUCCAAACUGGCUGUUGAAAUGGAAACCAAGAAUUUUGCAACAAAGAAAAUGUGUUUUUUUUGUUUUUUGUUUUGGUCAGUCUCCCAUAUUGUCCACCUCUAGGGACUCUAAAUAGCAUUUUGAAGACAUUUUGCUUGCCUCCUCUCAAUCCCUGGGAAAAGUACCCACAAAUCUAUUUCCUCAUCCAUUGCUAUAUCACUCUCCUGCUUUGAUCCACCCCCAUACCACCAUCCAAACCACUUAGAGAGUAACAUCAAUCCCAUGGGCACUGACUGCAGAUACCAAGUUAUUUUCUUCAGUGAUACAUUAAAAAUAUAAUCUCUAAACUCAUCAUCAAUAAAAGGAUUUUUAC